Puntigrus tetrazona (Sumatra barb) is the source of this 1577-nucleotide messenger RNA. RefSeq lists its product as uncharacterized. The record is from RefSeq and is a predicted model, not a curated record. Gene Ontology annotation, biological process: Arp2/3 complex-mediated actin nucleation. The coding region runs from base 96 to 1280 and encodes 394 amino acids. Gene Ontology annotation, cellular component: actin cortical patch; Arp2/3 protein complex. The transcript has 8 exons. Gene Ontology annotation, molecular function: actin filament binding. Lineage: Eukaryota; Metazoa; Chordata; Actinopteri; Cypriniformes; Cyprinidae.
UCUGACCUCACUCCUCAAAGCAGCCCGACUGAGACAGACGGGCGUCUACAUCCUCCCCGAACGCACCGACGGUCCUGCAGCUCCUCUGAACCAGCAUGGACAGCGGCGGGAGGAAAGUGGUCGUCUGUGACAAUGGGACGGGGUUCGUCAAGUGCGGCUUUGCCGGCUCCAAUUUUCCCGAUCACAUCUUCCCAGCCCUGGUGGGACGUCCCAUCAUCCGGUCGGACACAAAAGUCGGGAAUAUAGAGAUCAAGGAUCUGAUGGUCGGUGAAGAGGCGAGCGAGUGCCGCUCCAUGCUGGAGGUCUCGUACCCCAUGGAGAACGGGAUAGUCCGCUGCUGGGAGGACAUGCUGCACCUGUGGGAUCACACCUUCGGCCCGCAGCGGCUCGACAUUAACCCCUCGGACUGUAAGGUCCUGCUGACGGAGCCGCCCUUGAACCCGCUGAAGAACCGGCAGAAGGUCGCCGAGGUCAUGUUCGAGACCUACAAGUUUCACGGCAUCUACAUCGCCAUCCAGGCCGUGCUGACUCUCUACGCUCAGGGUUUGUUGACCGGUGUGGUGAUCGACUCAGGAGACGGCGUGACUCACAUCUGUCCGGUUUACGAGGGCUUCUCUCUGCCUCACCUCACGCGCCGCUUAGACAUCGCAGGACGUGACAUCACCCGAUAUCUUAUUAAGCUUCUGCUUCUGAGAGGCUACGCCUUCAACCACACGGCGGACUUCGAGACGGUGCGCAUGAUGAAGGAGAAUCUGUGUUUUGUCGGCUACAACAUUGAGCAGGAACAGAAACUGGCCAACGAGACCACCGUCCUUGUGGAGUCCUACACGUUACCAGACGGGCGGACGAUAAUGGUCGGAGGCGAGAGGUUCGGCGCGCCGGAAGCUCUUUUCCAGCCUCAUCUCAUUAACGUGGAGGGUGUCGGCGUGGCCGAACUGCUCUUCAACACCAUCCAAGCAGCAGACAUUGACAUCAGGUCUGACUUCUACAAACACAUCGUCCUGUCCGGAGGAACCACCAUGUACCCGGGACUUCCUUCUCGUCUGGAGCGUGAGAUCAAGCAGCUGUAUCUGGAGAGAGUGCUGAAGGGAGACACCGACAAACUCUCGAAAUUUAAAAUCCGCAUCGAAGACCCUCCGCGACGCAAACACAUGGUGUUCAUGGGAGGAGCGGUGCUGGCCAACAUCAUGAAGGACAAGGAGUCCUUCUGGCUCUCGAGGGCCGAGUACGAGGAGAAAGGCCUGAAGGUGCUGGACAAACUGGGAGGAGCGCCGAGAUGAGCACAAAACUACACAUAGACCCAACGUUUCUCCUUUUCAUUUAGUUGAUCUUCGUGUCUAAACUGAAAUGACUCAAAUGCAUGGAAAUAAAUGUGGACAUUAAUAAUAAAAGUUACAAAAACCUAAUUAAAAAAGUAAAAUGGCUAAUGUAAAAUAUGAAUAUAAUCUAUAAUAAUAUCUCAAUUGAGCCUGGCCUUACUUUAGACUUUAUAUCGUAUUGAUUAUUUUUAAAAAUAAAAAAUAAAGUAUUUAUACUGUAUUUUUAUGAACAGUUACAUUUAAUAUUUUAGAUUAAGC